Messenger RNA from Triticum dicoccoides, 2423 nucleotides. Its product is annotated as chitin elicitor receptor kinase 1-like. The transcript has 11 exons. Gene Ontology annotation, molecular function: ATP binding; transmembrane receptor protein kinase activity. Bases 197 to 2086 code for a protein of 629 amino acids. NCBI's taxonomy places the organism in Eukaryota, Viridiplantae, Streptophyta, Magnoliopsida, Poales, Poaceae. The record is from RefSeq and is a predicted model, not a curated record. Gene Ontology annotation, biological process: innate immune response; protein phosphorylation.
UGUUUCGCCCAGACCCGCCAGUGAAACGCCGUGGCCUAACUGCCGAUUGCCCGCGUCCGCGACGAGUCAAACUCCCCGACGCGUCAGCGUCUUCUCCCCCUCGCUCCCGGCCCAUCCCCUCUGGCUACAGACUGUCGAAUGGUGCCAAGCUUCCUCCGCCCCUCCCGCUAGGGUUCCGCCUCCGCGCCACGCCGCCAUGGAAGCUUCGCCGCCUCCGCUCCUCCCCCUGCUCCUCCUCCUCCUCCUGGCCGCGGCGGCGGGCCCGAACGCGGCCGCCGCGGCGGGGGACGGCUGCAGCCGGGGCUGCGACCUCGCGCUGGGCUCCUACUACGUCGCGUCCAACCAGAACGUCACCUACAUCGCCAACCUCUUCGGGUUCUCCGACUACCGAGUGCUCGGCAAGUACAACCCCGGGAUCCCCAACCUCGACUUCGUCGCCGCCGGGGACCGCCUCAACGUCCCCUUCCCCUGCCAUUGCCUCGCGCCGCCGUCCGCCCCGGCCUCCACCUUCCUCGCCGCCUCUAUCCGCUACGACGUCCACACCGGGGACACCUACAUCAGCAUCGCCGACCAAUUCAACAACCUCACCACCCCCGCCUGGCUGCAGGCCACAAACACCUACCCGGCCAACAACAUCCCCGACGUCGGCUCCGUCAACGUCACCGUCAACUGCUCAUGCGGCGACGCCGGAAUCUCCACGCAGUACGGCCUCUUCCUCACAUACCCGCUGAGGGACAGAGAGACGCUCGCCUCCGUCGCCGCCAAUCAUAGCUUCUCGUCGCCGGAGCAGAUGGACCUGCUCAGAAAGUAUAACCCCGGGAUGGACGGUGUCACCGGGAGCGGCAUCGUGUAUAUCCCAGCCAAAGAUCCCAAUGGAAGCUACCUUCCUCUGGAAUCAUCAGGGAAAAAAAGUUCAGCAGGAGCAAUAGCAGGAGGUGUUGUGGCUGGUGUAGUUGCACUAGUCCUGGCUGUCGUGUUAUUCUUGUUUUAUAGGCGAAGAAAGGCGAAACAGGACGCUUUGCUUCCAUCUUCUGAAGAAUCUACCCGUCUAGCCAGUGCAGUAUCCAUGCAAAAGGUGACACCAUCGAGCAGUCAAGCUGACGGAGCUUCACCAGCUGCCGGCAUUACAGUUGAUAAAUCAGUCGAGUUCUCAUAUGAAGAACUUUUUAAUGCUACAGAAGGCUUUAACAUAAUUCAUAAAAUUGGACAAGGUGGUUUUGGUGCUGUCUAUUAUGCUGAGCUUAGAGGCGAGAAAGCUGCCAUAAAAAAGAUGGACAUGCAGGCUACUCAAGAGUUCCUUGCUGAGUUAAAAGUUUUGACACAUGUUCAUCAUCUUAAUCUGGUGCGCUUGAUUGGUUAUUGCACGGAGAGUUCUUUGUUCCUUGUCUACGAAUUUAUCGAGAAUGGCAACUUAAGCCAGCAUUUGCGUGGAACUGGUUAUGAGCCUCUUUCUUGGGCUGAAAGAGUUCAGAUUGCACUAGAUUCAGCAAGAGGUCUUGAGUACAUUCAUGAGCAUACCGUUCCAGUGUACAUACAUCGGGACAUCAAAUCCGCAAACAUAUUGAUAGACAAGAACACCCGUGCAAAGGUUGCAGAUUUUGGUCUAACAAAACUUACAGAAGUUGGUGGUGGUACAUCUUUGCAAACACGUGUUGUUGGUACAUUCGGUUACAUGCCUCCAGAAUAUGCCCGAUACGGUGAUGUUUCUCCUAAAGUCGAUGUCUAUGCCUUUGGUGUUGUUUUGUACGAACUUAUUUCAGCCAAAGAUGCCAUUGUCCGAUCAACUGAAUCUGCCAGUGAUUCAAAGGGAUUGGUUUAUCUGUUUGAGGAGGCUCUCAAUGCACCGGAUCCGAAGGAAGGCCUCAAGAGGCUGAUCGAUCCAAAGCUAGGAGACGAUUACCCCAUCGACGCCAUUCUCAAGAUGACGCACCUGGCGAACGCAUGCACACAGGAGGACCCCAAGCUGAGGCCGACAAUGAGAUCCGUGGUGGUGGCGCUGAUGACGCUGUCCUCCACGAGCGAGUUCUGGGAUAUGAACGCCCUCUACGAAAACCCGGGCUUGGUGAACCUCAUGUCCGGCAGAUGACCUCCUCCCUCAGCCACAUGCCUCCCCUGGCGUUGUACAUCGGGGUUCUACAGUCAAAUGCGGGACGAUAAGGCGGUAGUGACAGCCUGACAGCGUCGAUUGUUUUGGCUAUAUAUCUUCGACGUGUAAUUUCCCAUUGGCUCGUUUCGAAAAAAAAAUCACAUCGGUAUAGAUUCUUUUUAUUCUCCUUUUAUUUAUGUCCGAGUUCAUAUUUUUCUUCUUGGAGACCUUAGCGCCACGUUCAUGUGAGUAGUAUAUGUCAAGUGUAAGUAAUAUAUGUACGUACGUGUUUAUUUUGACAUGGCAAUGGAAAUAGCUAUAGGCCUUGUAGAGAUAA